UGACAAAUAUAAUCCAUCUUUAAACACGUAAUAAUAUACUCCUGCUGGCCUCAUGAUAAUCGAAUAGCAAAGAAUUAAUGAAUUCAAACUGCAUGCAGCUAGCAGAUCAGAACAAAUCUUAAUAUACAGCAAUAUUAUCAUCACUACUUCAGAUCACACAGCGAGCCAAUUAUCGAUCAUCAAUAAUUAAGCAUUUAAUUAAUUACUUAAGCAAUUAAUUUCAGAAAUAAAAUAACAAGUAAUGGCAUCUUUCAAUAAGGGCUCCUUCACAGUGUGGUGGACCACCUGGUUGAUUCUGACCACUACUGCUACGCCGGCGAGAGAGGCCGCCGCCGGUGUAUCUCCGUGGCGACUAUGCCGCCGCGCCGCCGACCAAUCCGCAUGCAAGACCAUCAUCACGAGUCAACUCGCGGCGGCGGCCGAGUCGUCGAAGACAGCCAGCACUCCCUCUGAUUUGCUCCGGCGAUUCUUGGCCGUAUAUGCCGGUCAAAUGACCGCCGCGACGUCGAGGUUCAGCAUGGUCGGAGGAGAAGUUGAGCACCCAAGGGAGAGAAGAGCUUUCGCAGACUGCGCAGAGCUGAUGAAUCUAUCCGUUGACCAAGUCAACGACGCCAUUAGAGCUUUAGAAGCUAGCCGGCGUUCAAGAACCGCCGACGCACAUACUUAUCUCAGCGCCGUUCUCACCAACCACGUUACAUGCACGGACGGCUUAACCCUGUCUCCGGCGAAAUCUCCGAUCGGGAAAGUUCUCGAAGAUCUGAUCUCAAAAGCCAGAGUGGCUUUAGCGGUCGUUGCUGAAAUCAGAGACGGCGGAAACGACGAGCUAGAGGAGUGGAGGUUUCCUGGUUGGGUGAAGUCGAGAGACCGGCGACUUCUCCGGCGUAAGGGAAAGAAGAUAAAAGCUGAUAUAGUGGUGUCUAAAGACGGCGACGGAGACUAUACGACGUUGAAGCAAGCGGUGGAAGCGGCGGAGGAGGGGAGUGAGAAGAGGGUUGUGAUAUAUGUGAAGGAGGGGGUGUACAAUGAGUAUGUGGAAGUGGGGCCGGAGAAGACGAAUUUGAUGAUCGUUGGCGACGGCAUGAAUGAAACCAUCUUCACCGGCAACCAUAAUUAUGUGGACAAUUACACAACAUUCAACUCUUUCACCUUGGCUUCAAAAGGAGCAAACUUUAUUCUGCAAGACGUCGGCGUGCGGAACACGGCGGGAGCAAAGAAGCACCAGGCGGUGGCUCUGCGAGUCGGCGGCGACAAAUCCAUAAUCAACCGCUGCCUCAUCCAGGGCUUCCAGGACACCCUCUACGCCCACUCCCUCCGCCACUUCUACCGGGACUGCACCGUCAUCGGCACCGUCGACUUCAUCUUCGGCAACGCCGCCGCCGUCUUCCAGAACUGCACCCUCGUCUCCCGGAAGCCCAUGGAGUCGCAGCAGAACAUGGUCACCGCGCAGGGGCGGGUCGACCCGAACCAGAACACCGGCACCUCCCUCCACGUGUGCAAAAUCGUGCCCAGCAAGGACCUCGCCUCCGUCACCGACGACUUCCCGACGUACCUCGGCCGCCCCUGGAAGAACUACUCCCGGACCAUGGUCAUGGAGUCCUUCAUCGACGACCACGUUGACCCCGCCGGCUGGUCCCCCUGGUCCGGUGACUCGUAUCUCGACACGCUCUGGUACGGCGAGUUCGCGAACCUCGGGCCCGGUUCUGGAACCGCCAAAAGGGUCGACUGGCCGGGUUAUCAUGUGGUUAAGAAGGCUUCCGUCGCCGCCCGGUUCACGGUGGCCAAUCUUUUGGAGACUGAAGACGACCCUUGGGUCGCCGACAGCGGCGUCGAUUACAUUGAAGGCCUGCUUAAUAAUUGUUCCUCGUCCUGGCCUGCCGGACUCCAUGAACCAAAAUCUAAUUAAUUAAAUAUUCCGUACGAUUAUAAUAUGAUUAUUGACAUAACGUUAGUUUAUUAUUACGAUAGUAUUACAGUAUAAGACUAUUAAUUACUGUACGUACAAAGUUCAAAUUAAUGGAGUAUGGUUUGAUUGGUUUCAACUUUCAAUCCCUAUGUAUCCUCAAAGUUUUUUUCAUGAAUAUUGGUUCCUCCCUCCUACUAAUAAAGAGUGAUUUAUGU
Cuscuta epithymum is the source of this 2118-nucleotide messenger RNA. The record is from the annotation of a GenBank genome assembly. Lineage: Eukaryota; Viridiplantae; Streptophyta; Magnoliopsida; Solanales; Convolvulaceae.